UAAUGAGGGCCUAAUUUCUGCAUAAUGUAAAUACGCCUUUUUUUUUAAUAUAUAUUUUUGAUAACUAAAGUAAAAAAAAGUCGUUUACAGAUCUCCAAUUGGAUACCUGGUAUCAUCUCAUUGUAUUAUGUAUUAAUGUAUGUAUUUAUUUGAACACUAUUAAAUUAUUUGAGUGCCUCCUUCCUUUGACUGGUGUUUACUUUCUGUUUAAGCGCCUAUCGAUCGCUGCGCAUGCGCUGUAGCUUUACCUCACUGUUUCCGUCAACAUCACUUUUGUGUUUACUUCCCUUUGAAACCUGUUUGAAACCCUCAAUGUUUUCAACCGAUAUUUCUUGUUCAAAUGAGGGGCGGACAUCCAUAUCUGGUUGUAGUAGUGACCGUUUCCACUCUCCUCUUUCCGCUGUGUGUGAGCUCGGGUGAAACGGAGAAUAAGUUGAAUGUCUCUGCAGAAGAUUUCGACUCGUUCACAGAGAAGUUUCACCGCUUUUAUAAAGUCAACAGCGAGGAGUUUAAAAGUCGUCAUCUUAAUGUCCAGAACUCAACAAAGCGUCAUGCAUACCUGAACUCAUUCUCCAGUCAGUCUGCAGAAUAUGGCAUUAACCGGUUCUCCGACUUUUCUCAGAAGGAAUUCAGAGAUCUCUUCCUGCGAGCACAUGCUGACAGAGCGCCUCUCUUCUCUGGACUGAAGACAGAAGGUCUCCCUGCCAAAUUUGACUGGAGGGACAAAGCGGUGGUGGCCCCGGUCCAGAACCAAGAAGCAUGUGGGAGUUGUUGGGCCUUCAGCGUGGUCGGUGCCAUACAAUCGGUCCACGCCAUAGGAGGCUCUCAGCUGCAGCAGCUCAGUGUGCAGCAGGUUCUCGACUGCUCCUUCAGAAAUAAAGGAUGCAAUGGAGGAUCCACAUAUCAGGCCCUGGAUUGGUUGAAGCAGACCCGAGUGAAGUUGGUGCCUCAGUCAGAGUAUCCCUACAAGGCCGAGACAGGCAUCUGCCAUUUCUUCUCUCAGUCACAUGGCGGUGUUUCUGUGAAGAACUUCACUGCACAUGACUUCAGUGGUCAGGAGGAGGCGAUGAUGGGUCAGCUGGUGGAGCGGGGGCCCUUGGCUGUGGUCGUGGAUGCUGUCAGUUGGCAGGACUACCUCGGUGGAGUCAUCCAACACCACUGCUCCAGCCAGCACUCUAACCAUGCUGUCCUGCUGGUUGGAUACAACACUGGGAUGUUCCACACUGGAUUGUACAAAACUCCUGGGGAACCGCAUGGGGGAACGAGGGUUAUGUGUAUAUAAAAAUUGGUGGAAACGUUUGUGGUAAGUAUUAUCUUUGACUCUUGUCAUUUCCAGUUUAUAUCUUCUUUUAGUUUGUUCUAUAUCUGUGUGUUGCUGUGAC
Messenger RNA from Notothenia coriiceps (black rockcod), 1382 nucleotides. RefSeq names its product cathepsin O (gene ctso). Gene Ontology annotation, biological process: proteolysis. The record is from RefSeq and is a predicted model, not a curated record. Gene Ontology annotation, molecular function: cysteine-type peptidase activity. Lineage: Eukaryota; Metazoa; Chordata; Actinopteri; Perciformes; Nototheniidae.